Chiroxiphia lanceolata (lance-tailed manakin) is the source of this 6239-nucleotide messenger RNA. It is a transcript of the gene SIN3B, whose product is annotated as SIN3 transcription regulator family member B. Gene Ontology annotation, molecular function: transcription corepressor activity. Gene Ontology annotation, biological process: negative regulation of transcription by RNA polymerase II. Bases 648 to 3875 code for a protein of 1075 amino acids. The transcript is spliced from 21 exons. Lineage: Eukaryota; Metazoa; Chordata; Aves; Passeriformes; Pipridae. The record is from RefSeq and is a predicted model, not a curated record. Gene Ontology annotation, cellular component: chromatin.
CCUUUGUGAUGUCAUGGACUAUCCUCUUGUCUCAGUUUAACGAGACUGAAGUGUUUUGCUAAGGAGGAUGUUAUGAGGAAGACCAAACUCCUCCCUCUAAGCAAUUGUAAAUCCGAAAUUAAGAGGCUCUAAUUGAGGAAGCAUGGAGAAAGAAAAAAUAACAGCCCUUUAUUAAAGGAUAUAUGUGUAUUGGCAGAACAGCAAAAGAAUACAAAAACCGAUCAAACCAAUAAUCCUGUACCCAAAAAUCCCCCUCAAAAGGAAACAGAUCUGAGCUGGGACAGAACAGGGCGCAGGAAAACGGAGGCACACCGGGGCCAGAAAACAAUCCAGCUGACCAGGCCAAAACCAAAGUGAACCUCGGACCCCUCCUACACAAACCCUCCCUACAGUCAGAGCAAAAGUGAAGUCCCUCCCAUUUCCGAGGAGAGGGGAAAAAAACCUCAUCACCCCUCCCCAGUCUUCGGAGGGCCAUCAGCUUGGAAUGUGGAUCUGCUGCCCAUGUCUCUCCUGGAAGGUGUUUCUUCUGCUAUCACCUACCAUAGCCAUAACCCGUGAGAAAGGUGGAGGAUGCGCUUUCCUACCUGGACCAGGUGAAGAUCCGGUUUGGCAGCGACCCUGCCACAUACAACGGCUUCCUGGAGAUCAUGAAGGAGUUCAAGAGCCAGAGCAUUGACACACCUGGAGUCAUCCGUCGUGUUUCUCAGCUUUUCCAUGAGCACCCUGACCUCAUUGUAGGAUUCAAUGCAUUUCUCCCUCUGGGCUACAGGAUAGAAAUUCCAAAGAAUGGGAAGUUGAGUAUACAGUCACCUUUGAAUAGUCAGGUGCCCCCAGAGCCUGUUCCCGGUGCGUUCCCUGGCAGUGGGAUGUUGUUGCACUACUCCCAGGAGAACGCACACAAUCACAGUGACUGCUCAGAGGAGUUCAGGCAACAGCUUCCAUACAAAGAAGAUAAAUCCCAAAUUCCCCUGGAAUCUGAUUCUGUAGAGUUCAACAAUGCCAUCAGUUAUGUGAAUAAGAUCAAAACACGCUUCCUUGACCAUCCAGAAAUUUACAGAUCCUUUCUAGAAAUUCUUCACACUUACCAGAAAGAGCAGCUGAACACCAAGGGCCGACCCUUUCGAGGCAUGUCUGAGGAGGAGGUGUUUACUGAAGUGGCCAAUCUGUUCCGGGGACAGGAGGAUCUGCUCUCUGAGUUUGGACAGUUCCUCCCAGAGGCAAAAAGGUCUUUGUUCACAGGAAAUGGACCAUGUGAAGUGAACAGUGUCCAGAAGACUGAGCAUGAGAAGAAUCUGGAGCACAGCAAAAAGCGAUCCAGACCAUUGCUGCUGCGUCCUGUUUCUGGCCCAGCAAAGAAGAAAAUGAAGCUGCGGGGUACCAAAGAUCUGUCAGUGGCAACAGUGGGGAAAUAUGGAACACUGCAGGAGUUUUCCUUCUUUGACAAGGUUCGCAGGGUGCUCAAGAGUCAGGAGGUCUAUGAAAAUUUCCUCCGUUGCAUUGCUCUCUUCAACCAGGAGUUGGUCUCUGGCUCUGAGUUGCUUCAGCUUGUUACACCGUUUUUAGGGAAAUUCCCAGAGCUCUUUGCACAGUUCAAGUCCUUCCUUGGUGUGAAAGAGCUUUCCUUUGCUUCUCCACUGAGUGACCGAUCUGGGGAUGGAAUGAGCCGGGAAAUUGAUUAUGCAUCCUGCAAGCGCAUUGGAUCCAGUUACAGGGCUCUCCCAAAAACCUACCAGCAGCCAAAGUGCAGUGGAAGGACAGCCAUUUGCAAAGAGGUAUUAAAUGAUACCUGGGUUUCGUUUCCAUCCUGGUCUGAAGACUCCACUUUUGUCAGCUCCAAGAAGACUCCGUAUGAGGAGCAGCUGCACCGCUGUGAGGAUGAGCGAUUCGAGUUGGAUGUUGUCCUGGAAACCAAUUUAGCCACAAUUCGCGUGCUGGAGAGCGUGCAGAAGAAACUGUCACGGCUGACCCAAGAGGAUCAGGAGAAAUUCCGCCUGGAUGAUUGCCUGGGAGGGACAUCGGAGGUGAUCCAGCGCCGGGCCAUAUAUCGCAUCUAUGGGGACAAAGCACCAGAGAUCAUUGAGAGUCUCAAGAAAAACCCAGUUACUGCAGUUCCUGUUGUUCUUAAGAGAUUGAAAGCAAAGGAGGAGGAAUGGAGGGAGGCCCAGCAGGGCUUCAACAAGAUUUGGAGGGAGCAGUAUGAGAAGGCCUAUUUGAAAUCCCUGGACCACCAGGCUGUCAACUUCAAACAGAAUGACACCAAAGCCUUGCGCUCCAAGAGCUUGCUGAAUGAAAUUGAGAGUGUCUAUGAUGAGCAUCAGGAGCAGCAUUCAGAGGGAAGAAGUUCAUCCACAAACGAGCCUCAUCUUAUCUUUAUCUACGAAGAUAAGCAGAUUUUGGAAGAUGCAGCAGCUCUGAUCAGCUACUAUGUAAAGAGGCAGCCUACCAUCCAAAAGGAGGAUCAGGCAACCAUCAGGCAGAUCGUGCAUCACUUCAUUCCUGAGCUGUUCUUCUCCCAACCUCCUGAGCACAACAUUUCUGAAGAAUCAACAGACGAGGACAGAGAAAACCACCAGGGGCAGAACCCGGAUGCUCCUGAGCUACGGAAAAAACAUGUGCCUGGACCUCCAAGCAGUCCUUUGGAGACCAAAGCAACCUUCUGUGACGUUACAGCUGCUGAGCCCCACAACACUCUGGAUGAUGUUUACAGCCUCUUCUUUGUCAACAAUAAUUGGUAUUUCUUCCUCCGCCUUCACCAGACUCUGUGCUCGAGGCUCCUAAAGAUUUAUCGUCAAGCUCAGAAGCAGCUUCUGGAAUACAGGACUGAGAAAGAGAGAGAGAAACUCCUCUGUGAGGGAAGAAAAGAGAAGACCAAUGAUCCAGCCAUGGAGCUAAGGCUGAAGCAACCAAGUGAGGUGGAACUGGAGGAGUACUACCCUGCCUUCCUGGAUAUGGUGAGGAGUCUGCUGGAUGGGAACAUCGACCCAACGCAGUACGAGGACACACUGAGGGAGAUGUUCACCAUCCACGCCUACAUCGGCUUCACUAUGGACAAACUGGUGCAGAACAUCGUCCGCCAGCUUCACCAUCUUGUGAGCGAUGACAUCUGCUUGAAGGUGGUUGAGCUCUACUUGAAUGAGAGGAAGCGAGGAGCUGCUGGAGGUAACUUAUCAUCCAGGUGUGUGCGGGCAGCAAAGGAGACCAGCUAUCAGUGGAAGGCUGAACGGUGCAUGGCAGAUGAGAACUGUUUCAAGGUCAUGUUUCUUCAGCGGAAAGGACAGGUGAUCAUGACCAUUGAGCUGCUGGAUACAGAAGAAACCCAGACAGAGGAUCCUGUGGAGGUCCAGCACCUGGCCAACUACAUGGAGCAGUACGUUGGAGUGGAAGGAGCUCCCAACAACCAGAACGAUGGCUUCCUCCUGAAACCGGUCUUUCUGCAAAGAAACCUGAAGAAGUUUCGCAAGUGGCAGUGCAAGCAGGUGAGGGCCCUGCGCAGUGAGGUGAAGAGCUCCUGGAAGAGGCUCAUCGGGGUGGAAAGCGCCUGCAACGUGGACUGUCGCUUCAAACUCAACACCCACAAGAUGAUGUUCAUCAUGAACUCAGAGGAUUACAUGUACAGGAGGGGAGCUCUCUGCCGAGCCAAGCAGGUCCAGCCCGUGGUGCUGCUGAAGCACCACCAGCAGUUUGAGGAGUGGCACAACCGGUGGCUGGAGGAGAACGUGUCCAUGGAGGCCGUGGAUGUGGUUCAAGACUGGCUAAUGGGAGACGAGGACGAGGAGAUGGUGCCCUGCAAAACCACGUGUGAGACAGUGAACGUCCACGGGGUGCCAGUGAACAGAUACAGAGUCCAGUACAGCCGCCGUCCCGCUUCGCCCUGAGCACAUGCUUGUCCCUGGCACCAUAAAAGUCAGAGCAUUGCUGGUGAAGCACAUUUACUCUGAGAAUAGUGAUGGGAAUGCAAUGUAUGUAUUAAUGAUAUUUAUCCAAACAGCAUUUUACUUUGGAUUAUGAUGUAUUUUCCAUAUGGCAUAGACUUGUCUCCUUUCAGUGUAAUCCUCCAGCCAUCAUGAAGAGACUCUUAAAAGCUUUAUGGGAAGGGGGCUCUUGGCAUUGCCACACACUUUUGAGUAGUUUCCUGGCUUUAGGCCACUGCUGACCAGCCCAUCCUGGAAGGCUCAGUGAGGGGGUGAACUACCACUAGUGGCUUUGUUGGAGAGAUGGAGCUCAACUGGUAUUUGAGCAGAUGCUGGCAGCUGCUUCCACUUUGAAGGGUUUAAUAUUCCCCAUCUUCCUGAAUUUAUGCCAUCUUGGAGCCUGCAGAACUCUUCAAUGUAACCUGGGAGUGCCAGAGUGGCUGAGAGCCCCUGCCACAGCUCAGCAGCCUCGCUCUGGGCGGCUCCGUUAUUCACGUGAACAAGGCAAGGGAUGAUUCUUAUUACUGUUGCUCUGGUGAGAAAAAUGCCAAAACUGAGACAAGGGUGACCAGCACUCUGAACGCUCUGACUCUCCCUCAUUAACCAAGAAUUCUGGAGCAUGAACUAAAGGGAGGAAACUGAGCUGCAGCACCGGGCAAGGGAGCGAUUCGCGGCACAAGGACCCACCGGUUGGUGUUGCCUUGGGAACUGAGGACCUGCUGUAGCCUCUGCCUUCUUCAGCAGGAGGGAGGAAUAUCCAUUGCGAGGUCUGGCCUGUUUUUUGGUUUGUGUUUUGCAUGUUGAUCGGCAGCUCCAGAGCAUUCCCGGCGGUCCCCUCCCCUGUGCAUGCACGGGGUUCGCUGGGUUGUACCGCAUCCUUCCAUCGGCAGAUGGAGCUCCCGGAGCGCGGCGUGUGCUGGAGCUGAGCUGUGUCCUGAGAACUCUCCUGUUUCUGCUGGCUCAGCACAGCCGCUGGAUUUGCAGGGACACAUGGAAAUCUGUCCUAGGCGGUGUGAGAUCCAGCUGCAGCCAUCGUAGAUGAGCUUUUCCACUGUACUGCUAUCGAAGCUUUUUCACCAUGAAACCUAACAAACCCUCCCCUGACCUGUACAGAAAACACUACAUCAAUCAUCUAAUUCAUCUAGUGAGAAAUCGAGGAAAUGUAGUUGUGUCUGUCCUUGGGAUUUCACUCCUGUUUUCCAGGGGCCAAGGGAAAGCACACUGUCCAUGGAGUGUAUUACAAACAUAAUGUCUUGAGGCAUAUCCAACCUCCUUUCAUCUUUUCUUCCAACUCUUUUCUGGCUUUUGGGGCAAUAAAACCCCCCACCCUGAUACUUUUUGUGGCUUUGAUUUUUAGGUUAUUAUUUCUGCCAGACCUAAGGAGCAGCCUGGAGGAUUUGUCCUGGGUUAUUUCCACUGUACGACAUUUGGUUUCGAAAUUGUUUCGCUUGAGAGUAGAAAAAUUGGCCUUUGGGGUAUGCUAAAUAGAAAACUGUCCUGAGUCUUUGUCUGUUUUGCAAAAUAAUCUGUGGGAGGGAAGCAGAGAGGCCAGCCUCUGGCAUUCAUGGCCACUUGCACAACCACUCCCAGCAGAGACUUUUCAUCAAGAACUCCUGUUUUCCUGGUCUGAGUCUCUGUUAAAUUUUGGUUACUGAAAGGAUCUGAAAGUUCCUCCCCUGCUCUUGUUGCAGGAAGGGACAAGAGACACCAAGGGGUUGGGGGGGAACCGGGGGACAAACCCAGUGCAAAGGACAGUGUCCCCCAUUUGCCUCCAUUCAGCUCACCGAAACACACCUCAGUGCUCACCUCUUUGCUGACUCCCAGUGGAGAUGACAACUGUGCCAAAUUUUAUGGUUUUAUGAUACAGAAAAACUGCUUACUGGAAAAUAGGUUGAAACUUGUGGCUUAAAAUGCAUUUGAUUCUAGGUGUACUGAGGUGGGAAACACCCCUGUGCGCCGUCCUGAUCCAUCACCCCAUUUUAAGUGUACUUCAGGUAUUUUUAAGCAUCCUUAUUUUGUAAACCUUAAUUUAUAAUCAGAACAGAUUAAGCAAGACUUUUGCCCUUUGCAGUGCUGUUGUCUCAAAGCCGAGAGUAGCAAGGAUGGGAAGGGAAUAACAGGCAGGGUUUGAGAGGGGCUUGUUCGUGUCUGGGGGUUUCAGCUCGACUGCUGUGUAUCUGCACGACCUUGAGUCAAGAGUUUGUUCUUCCAUUUGUUUGAAGGAUCUUUGCUUUUGGGCUUGUAAUUGCUCUGCCAGCUCCUUGAAUGUAGUUUUUUUUAUAUUUAUUUGCACAUUCAAGUAAAAUAAAAUAAUGAUUUUAAAAGUCU